This is a messenger RNA of Sphaeramia orbicularis (orbiculate cardinalfish), 2487 nucleotides long. Its product is annotated as MAGUK p55 subfamily member 3-like. The record is from RefSeq and is a predicted model, not a curated record. Bases 368 to 2128 code for a protein of 586 amino acids. Lineage: Eukaryota; Metazoa; Chordata; Actinopteri; Kurtiformes; Apogonidae. The transcript has 19 exons. Gene Ontology annotation, molecular function: protein binding.
ACAGCGGGGGAAGGGGAGGCUCGCGGAGCGGUAGAUUGGACGGAGCAGAGGAAUAAAACCUAACGUGUGCUUGUCAGCGAGUGGCAGAGUGACAGACAAAGACGGACGGAGGGAGGAAACACACACACACAAAGGAGGCAGACGGAUAGACGGACGGAUAGACGGACUCCUGUUGAAACGGCAGAGGCAGAAAAGACGGACGCACGCGCCAGCUGAGGCUCGUGGCAGCCUCCAGCAGCAGUUUUAUCUGUGACUUUUCACCUCGACCACACGGGAAAGAAGGAAGAGGUCCAAAGAUCUGACGGUUCUUUUCAGUCGCGGUCCCACCGUCCCUGUCUUCCCUCCCAAACCCUCCUGCCUCCUCUGAAUGAUUGAAGCCAUGCCCAUUGUGUCUGCAACUACAGGGCUGCAUGAGACCCUCGCCCUGCUCACUUCUCAGCUCCACCCUGAUGCCAACCAUAAAGAGGACCUGGUCUUCCUCAAAGAUGUUUUCAGUGAGAAAAGCCUCAGUUACCUUAUGAAGAUCCAUGAGAAGCUGAAGCAGUAUGAAAAACUGAGUCCAACUCCAGUCCUUCACAGCGCCUCCUGUCUGGCUGAGGAUUUGGCGGAGGAGCUUCAGAAUGGACCUCUGGAGGACGAUGAGCGAGAACUGCUGCUUCUGCUCAGCACGCCUCACCUUAAGGCAGUGCUAUCAGCCCAUGAUACAGUGGCUCAAAAGAACUUCGAUCCAGUUCUGCCUCCUCUGCCCGAGGAUCUGGAUGACGACCUGGAGGAGGAGUCAGUGAAAAUUGUUCGCCUCGUGAAAAACAAGGAGCCCCUGGGAGCAACUAUUCGGAGAGAUGAGGCGACUGGAGCUGUGAUAGUGGCCAGAAUCAUGAGGGGAGGAGCAGCUGACCGCAGUGGUCUGGUACAUGUGGGCGAUGAACUUAGAGAGGUCAAUGGAAAUGUGAUAACCCACAAAAGACCAGAUGAAAUUAGUCAGAUCCUGUCUCAGUCACAAGGCUCCAUCACCCUGAAAAUCAUCCCUGCUGUUGCAGAUGAAGACAAACUGAGGGAGAGCAAGGUCUACCUUCGGGCUCUGUUUGAUUACACACCAUUCGAGGACAAAGCCACACCAUGCCAAGAGGCAGGACUUCCUUUUAAGAGGGGGGAUAUUCUUCAGGUGGUGAGCCAGGAGGAUGCCACCUGGUGGCAGGCAAAGAGGGUCGGUGACUGCAACCUGCGUGCAGCCCUCGUUCCCUCCACACAGUUUCAGGAGAGGCGCUUGAAAUACAGGAUGAAAAUGGGCACCUUCCCUACUGUCGUUUCCCCCAAAGUUCCUACAUAUGACCGGGCUGAGAGAGAAGACUGUGACAGUGAAGGUGCUCUGAAUGGAAAGGACAUAGCCGGUCUGCGGAGAAGCUUCCGCCUCAGGAAAGAUCGACAGGCUUCCCCAGGAGAAGCUCACACUCCAGAUGCCAAUCAUACAGACUUUCUGAUUUACGAGGAGGUCACACAGUAUUUACCUCGUCCUGUCGAGAGGCCCCGUCUUAUAGUACUGAUAGGUUCCCUUGGUGCACGGAUCACCGAGCUCAAACAGAAGGUGAUCGCCGAAAAUCCCAGGUGUUAUGGUCUGGCUGUGCCUCACACCACUCGAUCUAGGAAGUCUCAGGAGAGAGAAGGAGUGGAGUACCACUUUGUUACUAAAGCAGCUUUUGAGGCAGACAUCCAGGACGGCAAAUUUAUCGAAUACGGGGAGUAUAAAGACAAUCUGUAUGGCACCAGUUUGGAGUCCAUCCAUCGGGUUUUGGAUCAAAACAAGGUCUGUCUGGUGGAUCUACAACCAGAGGCACUAAAGACUCUACGGACCGCUGAGUUCAAGCCAUAUGUCAUCUUUGUUAGACCACGCAUCUAUGACAGUCAACGCAAACACUUAGGCUCCUCUUCUUCUUUGUCUGUGGGGAUAACGGAGGAGGAUCUACAGGAAAUGAGGCAGUCAGCCGAGCGUAUGGACGAAUGCUACGGUCAUUGGGUGGACUACGUCUUAGUGAAGGAGGACCCGGUCAGUGCCUUAGCAGAGCUCCAGGUUGUACUGGAGAGGGUACAGAUGGAGCCCCAGUGGGUGCCUGUGUCCUGGGUGAGGACCUAGCCUGAGCUGAACUGCUUCAGCCUGGAAAAGUAGGCGAUGGUGGUGAGGACAGAAAAACGGAGAGGACUGUCGAGGGUCUUGUGUUAAAGAGAUUCAGAAGUUUACUGCCAUCUGCAAACACCGGUGUGGUACAGGUAAAUAAAACCAUUCAUAAAUGAACAUCUGCGAUAACGGCAAACUGCUAUUUCAUUGGUCUGAACAUCCAGCAAGCCUUCCUGUUAUAAAAGUAGCUACAGUUCUGAUGUACAUCCUGUUUGUCGUCACUGUCGGUCAGAAACCUCUUAAGUUCAUUUUUGGGUUUUUUUUGUUUUUUUUGUCAUAAAACGAUUCUGUUGGUCAGUCUUAGAAAUAUUUAACCA